This is a messenger RNA of Spodoptera littoralis (African cotton leafworm), 4275 nucleotides long. The record is from the annotation of a GenBank genome assembly. Lineage: Eukaryota; Metazoa; Arthropoda; Insecta; Lepidoptera; Noctuidae.
AUGGCGAAAUGGAAAUUAACUCGCCAACAAUUUGGAGCCGAAGAGUUCACCCUUUCUGAAGGCGAUACGGUAACUGUCGGCAGAGGCAAUAACAACAAUAUAACACUUUCAAGCGCUGUGAUAUCCAGGAAUCACUGUGUUAUACAUGUACACAACAAUAGAGCACUACUAACAGACCUGCAGAGUUCUAAUGGAGUGUAUGUAGGUAGUAUCAAGAUACCUCCAAAUACUCCAUAUGUAAUUCAAGAUUCAGAUGUUAUUGGGUUAGGAUGGACUAUGGCAGCACCCCUCGUCAAUAUAAAUGACACUGAAAAAUAUGUUUUCAAAUUCAUCAAAGAAAAACCAGGACAUUCCAUUACAAGCAAAAUUAAAUUUCAAGGUGAUAAUGAUGAUGACAUAGAAUCACGAGUAGCUAUGUUAGAUGCCAUUGUAAAGGAAGAAAAGCCAUUUAUUGUAACAGAAACGAACAAAUCACCUGUGUUAAAUAACAAAAUACCACAAAAGCGAAAAAUAGAAAAUAAUAAAAUUGCUGUUAAACAAGAACCCAAGAGCAAUAACAUUGACAAUAUCAAUGACAUUCCUAACAUAGUUCUAUCUGAUAGUGAAAAUGAGAGUGUUCAACCACUCAAUCAGGGUGCAAAAAAACCAAAGCUUGAACCAGUAUUUGAGGAACAACAAAAACAAACAUCCAAGGAUGCUUAUAUUAAUAUGAAGAAUGAAAAUGAAAAUGAAGUAGAAUUUGCUUUCAAUGUCAAACAAGAAUACAUUGGAUAUGAUGAACCAAUACAGAUUGAUGACAGUGACAGUGAUAGUGAGUCUGAGCAUUGGCUAAUGCGACUGUCACAAAGUUCACCUGGAAAACCAUUUUUGAAAUCACCAAAAAAUAAUAAAACUGAAAAUUUACAAGAAGAUUCAUAUAGCCAGCUAGAUGAUUUUCUUUGUGAUGACUAUGAAAAUGAAGAUGUUCUGGAUGAUCUAAUAUCUCUUCCUAUAGUACCUCCUAAUCAGGAUUUAAAGGAAAUAGCUGAUGAAGUUACAAGUAGUAAAGUUCAAGAAGAACAUGCGCAAGAGUCAAGUGAUGAUGUUGAUUCUGAGGAAUUGUUUGAAGACAUAUUACCAAAACAGACUUCAUCUAAAGCUACAAAUGAAGAUGAAAUUGAUAGUUACAAUAUUGAGGAAUUAUUCAAAGAAGUAGACAGCAUUCUUAAAUCACCUUUACCUGGUGAUUCAUUGAAAAAGGCUCGAUUAAUAGAACCAAUUGCUUUAUCAUCAAAGAAUAAACCAAGUCGUCUAGUUGUUGAAGUUAAACCCAAAAAGUCUUCUACUAAGCAUACCAAACAAAAAACUUCAACUACUUCAAAACCACACAUAUCCAACAGUCAAAAGGAAGAACGUAAAAAGAAACUAAAAGAAAUAGCUUGUAAAAAUAAGGAAACAGAAGCAAGAAAAAGUAAAGACGCUGUAGGUGAUAGCAAACCAGUAGCAACAAAUGUGAAGGUCACAACUACAAACCGGGGAGCAUUUUUAACUGAUGAUUCGAAAGUUGUAGCAAGCCAAGUUAAUAGGAAAGAACAUAAUAGGAGUAAGGAAAAAAGUAUCAAUUCAUCACCAAAACCUAAAGAAGCUAAGAAUAAGGAUGCUACUGAAGAUGUGGAAAACAAAAGAAGAGAUCCAGACAAGUUAGACAAAUCAAAAGACAAAAGUAAAAGCUCUAAGCACAAAGAUCGUAGCAAAACAGAGCACAAAGCAGACAAAUGCUCAAGUAACCCUUCUGUGAAAGAGACAAGGGUACCUCUCAAAAGUUUGAAACCAUUAACAGAAAGUGAAGAGUCUAUUUCUGGAAAGCCAAUAUCCAAAGUAGGUCCAAUGAAACCUGACAAAUCGAAGAAGAAGGUACGGUUUUCGGAGAAUGCGCCUCAGGUGCUAGUAUUUGAAAUUGAGCCUGGGAACAAGAUGAAGAAAACUAGUUUAGUUAAAACGACAUUGGUGGAUGUGCGUCAAUCACCCGUAUUUUCAUUAGAGAAGAUAACUCUAAUGAAAAUUCUUCGCUGGAACCCGCAAUGGUUAGAAGAGCAACUGAACAACAAUGACCCUCCGCCAAUCUUAGGUCACAAUAAAAUACCUAUGUCAGUUUUCCACUCAUUUGUGAACCACAAUCAGUAUGUACAACUGGUUGGAGAUUUACUUUUGAUGGAAAUUUGGGAAUGUUUAACUAUAGCAUACAUGAAAAUACGUAAUCAAAAUAUGGGAUUAGAAAUGAGAGUCGAGUCAUUGCCACCCAUACCGCCACAAGAACGUUGCCUCGAACUUUUCAAUUUGAGUGUUAACAUUUCCGUGCCCGCAGCUGAAGCUAAAUUUAAAGUUCCUAGGGUAGGAGAAGUACUUCUAGUUACUUUUGGACCGGAAAACGCGAAAAAUCAAAGGUUCUUUUAUGUGCACAAUGUGAGAAGUCUACCAUCUCCUUCAAGUAAUCGACGCGCAUUCUUCAGUGUCUCAUUACACGCGACAUUUGCGGAUAAAUUGAAGUCACUAAAACCAGGGGAAGUAAUGAUAGGACGGAGUUUAGCUUUCAUAAACAAAGAGUUACAGUUAUUCGAAGCUAUGGAACACUUAGCAGGAUCUCCUCUAAGUGACGCCAUACUCAGGCCGGAGCCGCAUCAUUUUACGAAAACCCAAGAAGUUCCGCCACUUAUAAAUACUCAGUGGACAACGACUCUAAAUCCGAGUCAGCUGGCAGCAGUGAGUUCUUCGGUGGCGGCGGCGCUAAGCGACCGGCCUUCUAUACAAAUGGUACAGGGACCUCCGGGCACUGGCAAAUCAAGUGUUAUUUGCGCGAUCGUGAUGACGUACUUCUAUAACGCGCAAGGCAAGAAGCAACAGAACAGAGGCAAACUGUUGAUAUGUGCUACAAGCAACGCCGCGGUCGACGGACUAGUCGUUCGAUUACUAAACCUAAGACAAAGUUUACCUAAACCGGAGCGGUUUCGGAUGGUACGUGUAGGACGUGAGGAGGCCAUGCAUCCCGAGGCCGCCAAUAUAUGCUCGCAACAACUGGCCAAGCGGGACGUAGCCAGGAUACACUCCGAACAACCAAACGCACCCAGUGGACUCAAUGAGGAGAUUCUUCAUGUCGAAGCAAAAAUAAAUAUGUGGAAGACUCAAGAGAAAGACGCGAAGGAUCCAUCUCGAGUGGCCUACUGUCAGGGACGGGUCGCUGAUCUAGAGAAAAGGAUGGCAUUGUUAAGAUCGGGAGGCGGACGAAGUGGCGCCGGAGAUACGCUCAGUUCAGAGCAGUUUGCGCAAGUGGAACGACGUAUCAUAGAUGGCGCUGACAUCAUCGUCACUACGCUCGGCAGUGCGCAGAGCUACAAAAUGAGAGGGCUGAAACGCCGAAUAGCGUUGUGUAUAAUAGACGAAGCGGGACAAGUUAUUGAACCCGAGACGUUAAUACCACUCACACUUGACGUGACACGACUCACACUUAUCGGAGACCCCCAACAACUGCCCGGAUUCAUCUGUUCUCAGAGAGCAAAGCAACAUGGUCUUAACGAGAGUCUGUUCUCUCGCCUGAGUUCAUGCUCGGAGCACUGGGCUGGCGGCAGCCCCGUCGUACUCCUGAACCAACAAUAUCGCAUGCACCCCGACAUAGCAGACUACCCCAGCCGAGCCUUCUACAACGGCAAAGUCAUGAACGUACCGCCUGUUAGACCGAGCUUACCUAUACCACCGUAUAACAUCGUCGCAAUAUCCAGUGGAGACAAAGCACAAGGAGUGAACGGCGCUAAUGAGAUGGAGGCGUGGGGCGUGACCCGCCUCGUGCUAGCGCUGUCGCAAGCGCUCCGCCCCGCCGGAAUGCGCAUCGCCGUCAUCACGCCCUACAACGGACACAAAGACCUCAUCAAGAGACAUCUCAAGACCUUAAAUCUGAGUGAGAGUCAAGUAGAGGUGAACACGGUGGACAGCUUCCAAGGCCAGGAGCGCGACGUAGUGGUGGUGUCGCUGGCGCGCAGUCAGGGCGUCGGCUUCCUCACGGACGCCGGCCGCAUGAACGUUAUGCUCACUCGCGCCCGACACGCCAUGCUCAUCUGCCUCAACCCACAUGCUCUCCUGAAAAAUCAGCAAUGGCGAACGCUUGUAGAAGAUGCGCAAAGAAGAAACAUGUACAAAGUGCUUCCACACAAAAUGUGCCAACCGAUAACGGCGGCACAACUACCCAGUGACAACAUAUUGGACUAUGUUACCUAUAGAAAACACAGCAAUCACUCUCAUCGUUAG